UUGUUUCCUUUUCCAAAUUUCCAUUCCAACAUGGCGUCGCUUUGCUAGUUUGUCGAACGGUUAGAUUGUCGUUGGGUUUUAUUUUACAUUCUUUCGUGCAUUAACGUGCUUUGUUCUAGUAGCAUGUGGAAUUCAUGUAGCUACGACAUAGUAGAAAGAAAUUAAUGUUUUAUUUUGUUGUUUGAAAAUUCUAUUGAUACUGAAGACAAGGUUUGCGGCGUUUGACGCUUUGGUGGGCUCUUCGAGCCACACCAUUUUUAUCCUUUCAAGUAUUGAUUUUUUUGUUCCCGAUUACCUUCCGAGAUGAUGAUGUAUACGGGCACCAGUACGGAUCAAGAUACCCGCUUCAGUGACAAGGAGAAGAAGUUGAUGAAGCAAAUGAAGUUUGGCGACUGCUUGACCCAACAGGUGGACAUGUCCAAAGUGAAGUUGGAUGUGCUGAAGCCAUGGAUCACCCAGAAGAUCACAGAGAUUUUGAAGAUGGAAGAUGAUGUAGUCAUUGACUAUGUCAACAAUCAGUUGGAGGAGAAGUUCCCAUGUCCAAAGAAAAUGCAGAUCAACUUGACUGGAUUUCUAAACGGGAAGAACGCUCGCUUGUUCAUGGGCGAGCUUUGGGAGCUGCUGUUGAGCGCGCAAGCGAGUGAGAACGGGAUUCCGGAGUCGUUCACCCAGCAGAAGAAAGAAGAGAUUAAGAAGAGAAUGGAAGAACAAAAGGACAAAGAGAAGGAUCGCCGGCGGUCGCGGUCACGGUCCCGCUCACGACGUCGUUCCCGUGAGCGGCGCCGCUCGCGGUCACGAUCGCGUGAUCGCUCCAACGAAAGGAAGAGGCAUCGCAACGGUGGCAGCCCGCGGCGUUCGCGCCGCCGCAGCCGGGACAAGAGCAGUCCGGCCAAGCCGCACGUCGACGAAAUCAAGCUACCUGAACCUAAAGAAAACGGCAAGUCUCCUGAGAAAAAUGAAGUUGAAGAGGUGAAAGAAGAAGUGAACCACAACACCACGACUGAGUCCAACAAGGAGGAAGAAAAAGUGGAGGAGAAAACCGAAAAUGAGGGGCAAAAGUCUAGAUCUGCGUCCCCUGAAAAGUUGGAUAACGAGAAACCUGCAGAGGAGAAGGCGGUGGAGAAGAGGCGUUCGUCCAGCGAGCGUCGCUCAUCUUCUGCUUCAUCACGUGGGAGUGCUAAGAAAAGGACGUCAUCACACAAGAAGCGCCAGUAUCGUUCCAAUCGAGAUUCGUCCACUAGUGUCAGUCCUAGGCGCAGCUCUCGCAGAGAAAGGAGUAAGUCUCGUCGUCGUAGCAGCCGUCGUCGGUCUUUGGAUCGCCGUGAGCGAGAAAGGGAGAGGGAGCGGGAACGCGAGCGAGAGCGAGAUAGGGAGAGGGAACGGCGACGAAGGGAAAGGGAGCGCCGCGAGAGAUCGCGCGAACGUCGCCGAUCGCUGGAAAGGCGCAGGAGAUCGCGGUCUCGCUCUCGACGACGUUCGAGAUCUCGCGAGCGCAUCCGCCGAUCCCGCUCUCGGCGUCGCUCGCGUUCGCGUCGCCGCUCGGGGCGCCUCUCGCGCGACCGCCGCCUCUCACGCGAUCGCCGCUCCAGGGAUAGACGAUCAAGGGAUAGGUCCAGGGAUAGGAAGUCCAAAGACAGAGUUACAAAGGAUACACGGUCGCGCGAUAGGAAAUCACGCGACAAGAGGUCCAGCGACAUCAUCAAGGAACGUUUGGAGAAGUCUGUGUCCAUACCUAGGAAAGAAAUGGAGAAACUAAAGAAAAAAUCGUUGGAUCGUGAACGCGUUUCAAUAUCAAGGGAAAUUUCGAAAGAUAGAGUUAUUUCCAGCUCAAGCAGAGAAUCUUCUGUAACACGCGACAAAUCAGCAUCACAAAACGAAAGCAAGGUGAAGGCGUCUCAUUCGUCUGACGAAGAUGAAAAGGAAGAUUUUAUAACUAUUCCUACUUUACGCGAAUAUUCGAAGAGUCUUUCUCGUACCCCAUCGCCAUUCCUAAGGAAACAUGAGAUUGAAAAUAAUAAAAAAGCGGAUAGGUCUGGUGAUGAUGCUUCUGGAAAAGAUGGACAUGUUGAAGAAAAUAAAACUAGAGAAAAAGAUCCCAAAAAAGGAAAACGUAAACAUCAGACCGAAUCAGAAAGCGAAAGUAGUGAGGAAGUUGCUAAAUCCAAGAGUAAAGCUAAGCUUAAGCGUAAAGAGAAAGCAACUUCGAAAAGAAGUAAGAAGACCAAAAAAGAGAGUUCUUCCAGUGAUAGCGAAUCUGAGGAAUCUUCAUCAAGCGAUUCUGAGGAAGAUAGAAAAAAGAAGAGCAAAAAGACAUCUAAGAAAAAAUUGGCAAAGAAAUCCAGGAAAAAGAGGGCUCGUUCCUCUAGCUCAGAUUCUAGCUCAGAGGAGGAUGUUAAACAUAAAAGUUCAAAGUCUAAACAAAAGAACAUUCCAGAGGAAUCUGACAACGAUAAAAAGUCUAAAAAACGUAAAGAUGUUAGCGUGGAGCGCUCUAGAUCAGAAAAAUCGGAAGCAAAGCAGGCCAAAUCCAAAAAAGUUGAAUCUGAAGAUUCUCAUGAUGAAAGUUCAGAAAGUGAUGAAAAAUCUAAUAAAAAGAAAUCUGUCAAACGGGAUUCUUCUAGUUCUGAAAAGGAUGUCAAACGUAGUAAGAAACUGGACGCUACUAAAGAAAAAUUGAUUUCACCUGAAACAGGAAAGUCAAAGAAAGGGGAUGAAAAAACGGUAAAAGCCAAACACACCGAAGAAGUUAAAACAAAGUCUAAAGAUGAAAGUGAGAAGAGGGGGAAAAAACGCGAAAAAGACGAGUCAUCCUCUGAGAGUGAUCAAGUUUCUAAAAAGAAACCAAGAAAAAAGGUUUCAGAGUCGGAGUCUGAAUCCGACAGUGAUGAGCCUAAAAAAUCUAAAAAGAACAAGAAGCACAAGAAACACUCCAAGAAGCAUAAGAAACACAAAAAACAUAAGAAGGCUUCAAAAAAGAAGGACGAUUCAUCCGACAGUGAUGAAGCUGAGGAAGAAGAGGAAGAGGGUAAAGUAAACAAUGAGGAUUUGGAGAAAAAAUUGCGUGAAAGAGCAUUGAAGUCAAUGAAGAAACAGACCAGUGCCUCUGGUUCAGAUUAGCAUUAAGAUUUUGUUUGGUAGCACCCUGAAUUCCUAUGGUUUGGACUAAAACAUAGGUUUUAAUUUUU
Molecule: messenger RNA, 3185 nt
Organism: Amyelois transitella
Lineage: Eukaryota; Metazoa; Arthropoda; Insecta; Lepidoptera; Pyralidae
Gene: Srrm1
Product: pre-mRNA-splicing factor CWC22 homolog
Exons: 14
Coding region: 304-3117 (937 amino acids)
Biological process (GO): regulation of mRNA splicing, via spliceosome; mRNA processing
Cellular component (GO): spliceosomal complex
Molecular function (GO): RNA binding
Source: RefSeq, a predicted model, not a curated record